This is a messenger RNA of Durotheca rogersii, 3299 nucleotides long. RefSeq names its product Coatomer, beta. Gene Ontology annotation, biological process: intracellular protein transport; retrograde vesicle-mediated transport, Golgi to endoplasmic reticulum; endoplasmic reticulum to Golgi vesicle-mediated transport. The coding region runs from base 636 to 3152 and encodes 838 amino acids. NCBI's taxonomy places the organism in Eukaryota, Fungi, Ascomycota, Sordariomycetes, Xylariales, Xylariaceae. The transcript is spliced from 4 exons. Gene Ontology annotation, molecular function: structural molecule activity; protein binding. The record is from RefSeq and is a predicted model, not a curated record. Gene Ontology annotation, cellular component: COPI vesicle coat.
AAAUGAUUGGCGCAAGGGGAGAAGGAAAGUGACCACAGUUGAAGUUCAAAAUAAGGGCAGCUAGAAAAUCCACACCCCCCAAUUACAGGGUAAAUUGUAUGUAUGUACCUACACCAAAAGAUCGGAUACCAUUGAGUCGACGACGAACCGAACCGACGGUCUCUCCUCCCGCCAUACCGGCAAGAUAUCAACAACAAGUGCUUCCAACCGUCGCCUGAUCAGUUGGUCCAUGUAAUAAUCAUAAUAUCGACCUGCCUGCGACCACGCCCGACCCCGCCUAGGACGAAUCAUCGCAUUCCGGAACCACUCACUCUACAUACAGUACUGGAGCUCCCGGCAAAAUGAGGCUCGAUGUCAAGGUGCGUGCAAUCUCUCCGUUGCCUCCGCCCCCUCCUUUCAGUCAAGAUCGAGAUCGAGACGCGAGGUCUGGGCAUCUGGGCAUCUGGGCGUCGAUACCUGGAGCCCGGCCUGGCCUCGAGGACCAUACCUGGCCUUUCUCUCACCGAGCCAGGCCGGCACCUACGCCGGGGGCCUAAUUCGCACUACGCCAUACUGUCUGCCAAGUUGGCCGCUGCCCUGUGUCUCCGAUCGCGACUAUAUGGCUUGCCUGAGCGAUAGUUGGAUGCGCUGCUGACAUGGCCUUCGACGCACAGCGACAGCUCUUUGCGCGCAGCGAGCGUGUCAAGGGCAUCGACUUCCACCCACAAGAACCAUGGAUCCUGACAACACUGUACAGCGGCCAUGUCUACAUAUGGUCGUACGAAACGCAGCAGAUCGUCAAAACCUUUGAGCUCACCGAUGUGCCCGUCCGAGCUGGUCGCUUUGUCGCCCGGAAAAACUGGAUAGUCUGUGGCUCCGACGACUUUCAGCUCAGGGUAUAUAACUACAACACGUCUGAGAAGAUCACUUCCUUCGAGGCGCAUCCCGAUUACAUUCGCGCUAUUGCCGUCCAUCCUACGCAACCCUUCGUCUUGACCGCCUCAGAUGACAUGACCAUCAAGCUAUGGGACUGGGAGAAGUCGUGGAAGUGUGUCCAGGUAUUCGAAGGUCACAGCCACUAUGUUAUGGGCCUGGCUAUCAAUCCCAAAGACACCAACACAUUCGCAUCAGCUUGUCUAGAUAGGACCGUCAAGAUCUGGAGCCUAGGCUCUUCCACCGCCAACUUCACCCUCGAGGCCCACGAAACCAAGGGUGUCAACCACGUCGACUACUACCCACACUCCGACAAGCCUUACCUCCUCACCACAUCCGACGACAGGACGGUCAAGGUUUGGGACUACACCACCAAGAGUCUGAUCGCCAGUCUCGAGGGCCACACAAACAACGUGUCCUUUGCCUGCUACCACCCAGAGCUUCCCGUCAUUAUAUCUGGUUCUGAGGAUGGUACUAUCCGGAUAUGGCACGCGAAUACUUAUCGCUUCGAGCAGUCUCUCAAUUACGGUUUAGAACGCGCCUGGUGUGUUUCAUAUCAGCGUGGCAAGCAAGGCGUAGCGGUCGGGUUCGAUGAUGGUGCUGUGGUGGUCAAGCUGGGACGAGAGGAACCUGCCGUGUCGAUGGAUAGCUCCGGCAAGCUGAUCUGGGCGCGGCACAACGAAGUAGUCUCCUCUAUCAUCAAAGGUGGCGAUGCCUCGAUCAAGGAUAACGAGCCAAUCACGCUCCCCACCAAGGAACUUGGCACAUGCGAGGUGUACCCUCAGACGCUCAUUCAUUCUCCGAACGGGCGUUUCGUUGCCGUCUGUGGUGAUGGCGAGUACAUUAUAUAUACUGCUUUGGCGUGGCGUAACAAGGCAUUCGGCUCUGCCCUAGACUUCGUGUGGGCGUCAAAAGACAAUAGCAACGAUUUUGCGAUCCGCGAAUCGGCGACGAGUGUCAAGGUCUACAAGAACUUCGUCGAGAAGGCCGGCGGCCUGGAUAUUCCUUUCCAGACUGACGGCCUAACCGGCGGUGUCCUGUUGGGUGUCAAGGGCCAGGGCGGCGUCUCUUUCUACGACUGGGCCACCGGAGGUCUAGUAAGACGAAUCGAAGUCGAGCCAAGACAAGUGUACUGGUCAGAUAGCGGCGAGCUCGUCACCCUGGCCUGCGAAGAUACUUUCUACGUCCUGCGAUUCUCUCGCGAAAACUAUGUAGAAGCCGCGCAGUCGGGUGAAGUAGACGAGGACGGAGUCGAGGCCGCCUUUGAGGUCAUCACCGACAUUGCCGAGAGUGUGCGAACAGGCCAAUGGGUUGGGGAUUGUUUCAUAUAUACCAACAGCACAAACCGACUCAACUACCUGGUUGGAGAUCAGAUCUACACUAUUUCACAUUUCGACCAGCCGAUGUAUGCUCUUGGAUACAUCCAAAGAGAUUCCCGGAUAUAUCUUGCCGACAAGGACGUAAAUGUUACGAGCUUCUCCCUAUCCCUCCCUGUACUCGAGUAUCAAACGCUAGUCCUCCGUGAUGAUAUGGAGACUGCUGCAGAGUUACUCCCCAGCAUACCCCCUGAUCAGCUUAACAAGAUUGCUAGGUUCCUCGAGGGCCAGGGCCAUAAGGAAUUAGCGCUCGAAGUGGCCACCGACCCCGAGCACAAGUUUGAGCUGUCGCUAGCCUUAAACCAACACGAGAUCGCUCUUGAACUGGCGCGCCAAGCCGAUAGCGACCACAAAUGGAAGACGGUGGGCGACGCGGCUCUCGCGGCAUGGGAUGUUCCGCUUGCAACCGAGUGCUUCACCCACGCGCGGGAUCUGGGCUCCUUGCUCCUUAUUUACUCCAGCACGUCUGACCGGACAGGCUUAGAGGCGCUAGCGGCGCAGGCGGAGGAGUCGGGCGCCCAGAACGUCGCAUUCACAUGCAAAUGGCUACUGGGUGACACGGCAGGUUGUGUGGAGGUUCUCACCAAAACCAACAGGCUAGCCGAGGCCGUCCUGUUCUCGCAAACGUACAAGCCGAGCCUGACCGUCGAUACCGUCAAAGCCUGGAAGGGUAGCCUGGAGAAGAAUAAGAAGGGCCGCGUCUCCAAGAUGAUCGGCGUCCCAACAGAAGACGACGAGCUCUUCCCCAUGUGGGACGAGUGGCUGCAGCUGGAAAGCGACGGUCCGGUCGCCAACGGGGUAGCGGAUGACAAAGAAGAGGGGGAGGAGGAGGAGGAGGAGGAUGGUGAAAGUGAUGAGGAGUAGUCUCAGUGUCGACGCUGGCAGUAGUAGUGGUGCUCAGACUCGGACCUUUGUUUGUUGCUACAAGUCUGUUCGCCCCUAAUUCGGGGUGGAUGGCGGAGGUCAUUUAUAGGUACUAUAACUGGAGUUAAAAGGACGAAAUAAGAACAA